GAGGGGGUGGGCGUGAUUGACAGGCCGAGGCUCCGCCCCCCCCACGCCUCCAUUCCUCGGCCGGGGUCGGUGCAGGCUGCUCGCAGCUCCCUGCAGCUCCCCGGGACCCUUCCUCCGGCUCCUGCGGACCUGGGGGUCCGAGCAUCCCCCGCAUGGACCCCCCGUGGUGGCCGUUCCUGAUCGUGCUGUGCCUGGUGACCGCUCCGGCGCUGGCGGGCGGGAAGAAAUCCUAUCACGGACCAUGUGGUGGGCGAGAUUGCAGCGGAAGUUGCAAGUGCUUUCCAGAGAAAGGGGCUCGGGGUCGACCAGGAGCAAUUGGAAGCCAAGGAGCCAUCGGGACCCCGGGGUUUGCCGGCCCUGAGGGUUUGGCGGGGCCCAAAGGAGAGAGGGGUGCGGCGGGCCUUCCGGGACAUUAUGGAACAAAAGGAGAAAAGGGCCCUAUGGGCGUUCCUGGAUUUCUUGGCAUUAACGGAAUUCCGGGUCACCCAGGUCAGCCUGGAACACGGGGUCUCCCUGGACUCGAUGGCUGCAAUGGAACCAAAGGAGAGAUUGGUUUCUCUGGCUCAGAUGGAUUCCCGGGACAGCAAGGACCGCCUGGUCAUCCUGGUCUGAAAGGUGCAAAAGGAGAAUCUGUCUUCGCCCAAGAUGGUUUCAAAGGGAUGAAGGGGGAGAGAGGACUGCCCGGGCUCGAUGGGAUUGUUGGCCCAAGAGGGUUUCCCGGACCAUCGGGAUCGGUAGGCCACACGGGAUUUCCGGGAGCCCAGGGUCCACCGGGCCCCCCCGGCCUCCCAGGGGCCAAGGUAAGUUCCCCGUUGGGAGUCGGUUGGAUUUUCCAGGCUCUGGGAGGGAGGCUUACCCAGGAGAUAGCUGGGGAAUGUAAGAUGGUGGUUUUCUUGGUUUGGGAGGCAGUUUGGUCAUUGGUUUCUUUCUCAUUCCAAGGAGAGAAAGGAGCAAAGGGAGAUGUCGGCCUCCCGGGGCCUGCCGGGCCCCCGCCAUCCACCGGGGAAUUGGAAUUUAUGGGAUUUCCCAAAGGAAAGCGAGGCGAUCAGGGUGCGCAGGGGGCCGGAGGUGUCCCAGGACCCAUGGGCCGCCCUGGUCUGCCGGGCUUCGGAGGCUUCGGAGAAAAAGGAGAAAAAGGAAUUCCUGGUCUGCCAGGACCUCGGGGACCCAUGGCUCUGGAAGGAAGCAGCGGAGUUUCGGGGAUUAAGGGUCUGCUGGGACCUCCUGGGCUCUCUGGUGUGGAUGGAUUUUCAGGGAUGAAGGGAGACAGGGGUGACUCCGGACUGCCGGGUCCCACGGUUUUCAUCGACACAGAAGGCGCUGUCAUCUCAGGUUCUCCUGGAGAUCCAGGGCAGCCAGGCCCCACGGGGCCUAAAGGAGAUACUGGAGUGCGGGGAGGCCCCGGACUCCCAGGCUCCCCCGGCUUGUCCUUGUUCCUGCCAGGCCCCCACGGCCCACUGGGACCCCGGGGCCUUCCCGGAGUGAAGGGGAAGCGGGGAGAGCCAGGCAACAGCACUUUGGGCUUUGCCGGCAUUCCAGGCCGAGAUGGGCAGCCAGGGCCACCCGGCCCACCGGGACUUCCCGGGUCAGGAGUUUCAACUGGGGCAAUCCAGAGGACAGAGCAUGGGUUACCUGGAAAACUGGGCGAUCGGGGUCAACCUGGAGGCAUCGGGCCUAAGGGCUUUAAAGGGGAUCCUGGUGUUUGUGCGUGUGAUGGAGGAAACGCCAACUACGGCCGUCUGGGUGAACCGGGCCCCCCAGGGGAGCUGGGCCUCCGGGGAAUUCAGGGCUCAAAAGGAUCGAGGGGCGAUCCAGGCUCACGGGGGGACCAGGGGCCGAAAGGAUCUCCGGCUCUGCUUGGAGUUCCAGGUUCACCAGGCCCAAAGGGACAAAAAGGGGAGCCCAGCUUCGCUCCGGGCAAGGUCGUGCGGGGGGACCCUGGGGAGGUCGGCCUCAGGGGUCCCUCUGGUGUCCCGGGGACUCCGGGCCGAGAUGGACAGCCGGGUUUACCCGGCCAACGGGGUUUACCGGGUGAUGGUGGAUUUGGCUUUCCUGGCGAGAGAGGCCUGCCGGGGUCCCUUGGCCCCACGGGUGCCCCGGGUCUCUCGGGACCACCGGGGCCGGGGUUCCCGGGAGCAGCUGGCAUCCGGGGGGCACCCGGCAACCCUGGAAUCGAUGGGUUUCCCGGCCCGCCAGGUCUCCCUGGACCUCCAGGUGACUGCUGCUGCAGGGAGCAGGUUGGGGAAGGAGACUUAGACCCAGAGGGAGGAACCACCUUGCCCUGCGUUAUCCCCGGCGCAUACGGUCCACCAGGGUUACCCGGUUCGCCUGGAUUUCCAGGGCGCAAAGGUGAGCGGGGCUUUCUGGGCUCCCCGGGCCGGCCAGGAUCCAACGGGUCGAAGGGGCAGCCCGGGACCCCUGGGCAGGUGCGGCUGCUGGAAAUGCCAGGAUUUUCUGGGCUUCGCGGGGACAAGGGCUCAUUGGGGCUCCCGGGGCUCGCCGGAGCAGAUGGGCCCCCCGGGAAGGCGGGGCGGAUCGGCCUGCCGGGCCCCAAAGGAGCUCCCGGGGAAGUACUCGGGGCAGAGCCCGGUGCCCCCGGGGAGCCUGGACUGCUGGGACUUCCAGGAGAUAAAGGAUUUCUCGGAGAACCUGGGUUUCCGGGAGAAAGAGGCUUUGACGGGAGACCGGGCCUGCUGGGCGUCAAGGGUGAACGGGGCAGCCCAGGGGCCCCUGGCAGCGCUGGACGGCAGGGUCCCCCGGGACCCGGGGGCCCGCUCGGCCUCGAGGGGAAACCAGGCCCAACUGGGACCUCCGGCUUUCCGGGACCUCCAGGCUGCCCAGGACAGCCAGGCCCCAGAGGAGCCAGCGGGGAGCCGGGACCCACCGGGCCCGUCGGGAUGAAGGGUCUGCCAGGCCUGGGCGGCUUCCCCGGGGCCCCGGGGCUCAUCGGCUUCCCCGGGAAACCUGGCGUGCCGGGCCUGGACGGACCGCCUGGCUUCCCCGGCCCUAAGGGCGAGAGGGGAGUGUCCGGCUUGGUGGGCUUCCCCGGGACGCCGGGCCUGCAGGGGAUUCCCGGGGCCAGCGGGCUGAAAGGAGGCUCGGGGGCGAUGGGAGCAGACGGGCUCCCCGGCUACGCCGGCCUGCCAGGCCAUAAGGGUGACAGAGGGGCGCCCGGUCCCACGGGGCCCAGCGACCCACCACCACCGAUGCUCAAUCUGAUCUUCAAAGGGGAUAGAGGAGCCCCGGGCACAGCUGGAGUCAGGGGGUUCCACGGGCUUCGAGGGGAUAAAGGGAUGCCCGGCCUUCCGGGAUCCCCCGGCAUUCCAGGGAUACCUGGCUUCCGCAGAGGAGAUGAGGGACUUCCCGGAAAGCCUGGGCUUCUGGGACCCAUGGGCCAGCGCGGCCUCCCUGGAGAGAGAGGAACCCCCGGAAUCCCAGGGUUCCCUGGAAUGCCGGGAGGAAGUGGCUCCCAGGGUCUCUCUGGACUGCCAGGCACCCCAGGAGCUGGAGGCUUCAAGGGCUUGAAGGGUGAUCGAGGACAGUCGAUUGGACUCCCUGGGGAUCCCGGCCCCAAAGGACAACAGGGCAGCCCGGGCUUCCAGGGUGAGAGAGGCCGGGGGGGACCGGAGGGUGCCCUGGGCAUCCCGGGCAUCCGAGGCUUGGACGGCGGUCAUGGGGUCACCGGUGACGUUGGCCAAGCAGGCCCAGCAGGCACCCCUGGAAUCUCUGGGCCUCAAGGAAAAGCAGGCGUCCCCGGGACCCCGGGCCAGCUGGGGCCUGCAGGAUUCCCCGGUUUCCCCGGCUUGCUGGGAACUAAAGGGUUCCCUGGACUCCCAGGGCUGACGGGACUGAACGGGCUGCCAGGCACCAAGGGCUCGCCUGGGACGCCAGGUCUGAGCGGAGCUGGCUUGCCGGGGCCUGCCGGAUUUCCCGGUGUCAAAGGCGAAGCAGGCUCUGUGGGGAGCGGGAUCGGAGCGCCCGGAAACCCCGGCUUCAGGGGCUUCAAAGGAAACAUAGGUUUACCGGGUGUUCCGGGCCACCCUGGCCCCCAAGGAGCACCUGGAGUCUCUCUCCCUUCGCCCAUCCGGGGAAGGCCGGGAGACCCCGGGCAUCCUGGUCUGGAUGGAGAAUUAGGACUCCCUGGCCUGCCUGGGCUCCCGGGUACCCCCGGACCAGCUUCUGACCAAGGUGACACCGGAUCCCCUGGCCUCCCUGGUCCUUCUGGCUUUCCGGGCCCCAAGGGGGACCAGGGAAUUCUUGGAAUCAUGGGCAUCCCAGGAGAAUCUGGAUUGAAAGGUGUACGAGGUGAGCCAGGCUUCAUGGGGAUUCCCGGGAAGGACGGGGCUGCUGGAGACGGCGGGUUUCCAGGGCUCAAGGGCCCGGUCGGCCGCAGAGGAUUCCCCGGGGCCCGCGGUGCCCCCGGGAUCACGCCGCUCCCCGAGGACGUCCACCCCUCUCCUGGCUCACAGGGGCUGCCGGGCACUGACGGCUAUGUGGGUCUGGUGGGAGAUCCUGGCCCGCAAGGCCCUCUGGGCCUGCCAGGUGCCAAAGGUUUGAUGGGCAUCCCAGGCAAGGAGGGGCCCAGCGGGCUCCCCGGCUCCCCCGGUCCCCCAGGAGACUCCGGCCUCCCUGGUCUGCCCGGCCCCCCAGGGUUUGAAGGGGCGCCAGGGCAGCAGGGCAUGUCGGGACAGCCCGGGAUGCCCGGCCGGGGCGUGGGAGUGGGCUCCACCCUGGUGAAGCACAGCCAGUCGGAGCAGGUGCCGCCCUGCCCCACAGGGAUGGCCCUCCUGUGGGAGGGCUACAGCCUGCUCUACGUCGAGGGCCAGGACAAAGCCCACAACCAGGACCUGGGGCUCGCCGGCUCGUGUCUGCCGCGUUUCAGCACGAUGCCCUUUGUCUACUGCAACAUCGACGAGGUGUGCCACUACGCCAGCCGCAACGACAAGUCCUACUGGCUGUCCACCACGGCGCCCAUCCCCAUGAUGCCCGUCGGCCGGGCCCAGAUCCCCCAGUACAUCAGCCGCUGCUCCGUGUGCGAGGCCCCGUCCCAGGCCGUGGCCGUCCACAGCCAGGACGUCACCAUCCCCCAGUGCCCCGCCGGCUGGCGCAGUCUGUGGAUCGGUUACUCUUUCCUCAUGCACACCGCGGCCGGGGCUGAGGGCGGAGGCCAGUCCCUCGUCUCGCCCGGCUCCUGCCUGGAGGAUUUCCGGGCCACUCCUUUCAUCGAGUGCAGUGGCGCCCGGGGGACCUGCCACUACUUCGCCAAUAAAUACAGCUUCUGGCUGACGACGGUGGAAGAGAGGCAGCAGUUCGUGGACUCUCCCCCCUCGGAAACGCUGAAAGCGGGCCAGCUGCGCACCCGUGUGGGCCGGUGCCAGGUGUGUAUGAAGAACUUGUAGCGAGAGCUGAAGCGGACACACGGGCCGAGACACCGACGACAGGCUCCAGACCGCCUGCCGGCUGGGUCGGACCCCGGGCACCCCGUGCCAGCCCACCUCCCCGGGACUCACACGGUGCUGCCCUUCCCUUCCCUGGGAAAGUCUGCCACGACCCGAGGCUACCUCAAAGUCUCUCUGGUGCCAUCCCACCCUCUGCUGGGAGAGUCUGCUCGGCCGGCGGGGGGAGACCAGUGGCCAUUGUUGGGGUGCUAGUACCGGUUCUGUUUUUGACAAGUCACAUACCCACUUUCUCUUUCUCGGCUAAGUUUCUCACAUUCUAAGAAAGGAGGGAUUUGGCCUAUUCUGAUACCUGUUACUUUACUAUAUUUUUUAAAGAGGUGAGCGUUGUUAUGAGGUGGGGAGGGACAUCUACUUAGUCCUUGCUUUAUCCUCCAGCAACAGAGCUCACACCCUUCUAGCCCGGUAGAAAGGGGAGACGAUAAAGGUUUGUUGCCAGUCCCCACUUCCAUGUGAGAGGCCUUUCUGAGAUAGCCCAACCCCGUUGACCAUAAGCCUUUACAAUCAAAAACCUGGUAGAUAUUCCCUUAGUUAGCCCUUAGGAGCCCUAAAAUAAUUCUGUAUUGGAUGUACAGUUUUGAUUCUUCACUCACCUUGUAUAUGGUUUCGCUGUCCUUGGGGCUCUCUCUCUCUCAAACUAGUCUUUUCCUCGCUCACAGCCCAAUGCCUGCAGGAAGUAAUUAGGUGCUAGUGAUUCUGUUUUUGUAAGUAUUUUGGGCAUCACCCUCCGUAUACAGACGUUGCAUAUAUUAAGGGUCAGCAGAGUUACUAAUCCUGGCCUCUGUUGCCCUUCUGGAUGACUGCAGCUUUAUAUUGCCAAUAAAGGAAUUUUUACAUAUGAACACCUA
Messenger RNA from Ornithorhynchus anatinus (platypus), 6304 nucleotides. It is a transcript of the gene COL4A6, whose product is annotated as collagen type IV alpha 6 chain. Gene Ontology annotation, cellular component: collagen trimer. Gene Ontology annotation, molecular function: extracellular matrix structural constituent. Lineage: Eukaryota; Metazoa; Chordata; Mammalia; Monotremata; Ornithorhynchidae. The transcript has 47 exons. The coding region runs from base 153 to 5399 and encodes 1748 amino acids. The record is from RefSeq and is a predicted model, not a curated record.